This is a messenger RNA of Pyricularia grisea, 2205 nucleotides long. RefSeq lists its product as uncharacterized. Gene Ontology annotation, molecular function: U4 snRNA binding; U6 snRNA binding; protein binding. The coding region runs from base 192 to 1835 and encodes 547 amino acids. Gene Ontology annotation, cellular component: U4/U6 x U5 tri-snRNP complex. The record is from RefSeq and is a predicted model, not a curated record. Lineage: Eukaryota; Fungi; Ascomycota; Sordariomycetes; Magnaporthales; Pyriculariaceae. The transcript has 3 exons. Gene Ontology annotation, biological process: mRNA splicing, via spliceosome.
ACUGACUCGAUUAUGUACCUACCAUCCCUGUCGUUUACAUUGUCGCGAGAGAAAUGGCGUCGCGGUUCAAUACUGUCUCUGCUGAAAUUUGAAAUACAGUUCGGGCGCCUUUGUUUCGUAGAUACACAGACUUGAUUGGAUCUUCACCACGCUCCAGUCAUCUUCCACACACGCGAACGAAUACAGGCAAAAUGUCGCACGUCCACCCCUCUCGGCAGGCAUAUGUCGAAAAUGCCGAGUCUCAGCAUAUGCUCAAUCUCGCAGCUCGAGGACGAGCUGACCGGUUCCAACAGAAUGCGCAGCCUAGGGGUCAGAUCGCCUUGAGCGAUGUCCCCAUGGACUACAAUUACGACAUGCCCGCAGGCGCGGGCGCUUCGGGCAAUGCCUCUGCGAUCAUGUCCGGCUUCGACAGGAAGAAGAUGGCCGAUUCCAUACCAGUCCCGACCAACGACGGCCGCGUCCGCACCAAGCUGAGAGAGAUGGGCGAGCCUAUAACCCUGUUCGGCGAGGAUGCCAAGGAGCGGCGAGACAGGCUGCGGGAACUUCUCAUGCAGGAGAAGGAGAGGCAACAGGCCAAUGGACAGGUGGAAGGUGGCCAGGAUGUCGAUAUGGAAGAUGUCGAUGAGGAGGAUGAUGAGGAUGAGGAGCAGGAAGAGGAAUUCUACUCGCGCGGCGGCCCAGAUCUGCUCAACGCCAGGGUAGAAAUCGCCAAGUACUCUCUCCCUCGCGCAAAGCGGCGCGUUGCCUUUCAGAAGAUAGAGGCCAAGAUCCCCCAAAGGACUCAUAUGAGGGUCAGGAAACAAAUCAAGGAGAGGUUGCAGGGUUUCGAGUUGCAGGGGUCACAAACAGCCGGCCAGCGGCACAUCAGCAUUACAAGAAUGUCGCCGAACGGCGAGAUGGUUGCUACAGGAAAUUGGGGUGGACAGGUCAAGCUUUUCAGUAUACCGAAUUUGGACGAAACCAUGAAUCUGAGGGGCCACACCAACAAGGUCAGCGGAAUGUGUUGGUUCCCCGGUGCGACCCUGCAGGAAAGUAACGUUUCGGCAGAGUCUGUAAAUCUUGCGACGGGCGGUGCCGAGGGUCAGGUGAAUUUGUGGUCACUCAGUCAAGACACGCCCCUUGCUACGCUGUCUGGCCAUACGCAACGUGUAUGCCGUGUUGAUUUCCACCCAUCAGGGCGAUUUCUCGCAUCGGCAUCAGAAGAUACGUCGUGGAGGCUCUGGGACGUUGAGAAGAGGACAGAGCUACUACUUCAAGAAGGACACUCUCGAGGAGUCUUUGCAGUCAGUUUCAACGGUGACGGAUCCCUACUGGCCAGUGCUGGCCAGGACAGUAUCGGCAGGAUAUGGGAUCUUAGGACAGGGCGAACAAUCAUGAUUCUCGACGGUCACAUGGACGGACACAUCAAACCGAUCUACGCGCUCGACUGGGGCUCUGACGGCCACCGGGUACUCUCUGCAUCGGCAGACGGUUGGAUCAAAUGCUGGGACGUGCGGAAAGUCCAGAGGACCGGUGGUGUCGGCGCACAUACGAGCGCGGUUUCGGACAUGCGGUGGUUCAAGGGGCUUGACGGACCGCUGGAUGGCGUGCCACUGGGGGUAGAUGAAAAGGGCCAGGCCAUACCUAAGAAGUCGGGCACCUUUCUGGUGUCGAGUGGCUUCGACCACAAGGUCAACAUUUAUUCUGCAGAUGAUUGGGCUUUGGUACAAUCCUUGAGCGGACAUACAGGGCCAGUGGCUAGUGUUGAUGUAAGCAGGGAUGGCAGGUGGAUUGUCAGCGGUGGACAUGAUCGCACGGUUAAGCUCUGGGGGCGGAAUGACGGAGAGGGUGUUUGAAAAGGUUUGGGCAAUAUCAGAGCGCCGACAGAGUAUUGGUGUUUUACGGGUAAAGACGAAUGGAAGGAAAUAAAAAUAAAAACGAAUAAAUUGAGAUACCCUCUGCAGUACUAUGCGAAAAUCAAAAUGCUUGCCCCCUGUGUUGGCGUUAUGCUUCUCGAUCCUUGAUAGAGGCUUGACAUAGGCACAGGUUUGGCUGUACAUUUCUGGAACGUGGCAUCCAAUCAAUGUUUCGAGAUUUUUAAGCGAGCGAUCAUUUCUCUCGGUCCCGCCGACGUCCUGUCAGGGCGCAUGUUUGGGACUAUUCUAGAACUAGAGUAGCUUUCAGUCCAGGCGGUGCCCGAUGUUGGUUGCUAACGCCUAAAUAUUA